Messenger RNA from Daktulosphaira vitifoliae (grape phylloxera), 1508 nucleotides. RefSeq names its product circadian clock-controlled protein daywake-like. NCBI's taxonomy places the organism in Eukaryota, Metazoa, Arthropoda, Insecta, Hemiptera, Phylloxeridae. The transcript has 7 exons. The record is from RefSeq and is a predicted model, not a curated record. Bases 386 to 1153 code for a protein of 255 amino acids.
AAUUCGCAAGCUCACUUAGGCGUGUGUCCUAAUUGUAUGAUGAUUUCACAACAAUUCACUAUCAUAACCGUUUUUGUGAAGGAAAUGCAGUAGGAGUCAAGGAGAUUAUGUCCGUUUGCAAGAAGAAACUUAAAAGGCUCGCCAUACACACAUCGGAAGAAGGAGAAAAGUAAAAAUAAAGAGAAGGGAAAAAAUAAUGCUUAGUUACUCAAUAAUUGGCCACUGCGGUCCCCCAGAAUUUAUAUAAGGGGUACAUGAUCACCGGUCAUUUACUCUAAUACGGCCACUUCGAAGUGAUCAAACAUCAAGUAUUCUGCUCCACUAGUACACAUGACAAUCGGAGUUAUCGACUUCUUAUUGAAACGUUUUAGGAAAUUAAACAACAAUGCUAAACAAAAUGUCCCUGCUAAUAUUCAGUGUUGUAAUAAUCGUCCUUCAAACUCAACACACGGCAGCAAAAAAGCUACCCAGCUACGUGCACGUGUGUAAAAGAACUGAUCCACAAAUGAAUGAAUGUCUUCUUAAAACAAUUGAAUCAGUAAGACCGGAAUUGCCAAACGGAGUUCCUAAGUUACAAAUUCCGGCAUUAGAACCAAUGGUCAUUCCUAGAUUACAAGUAAAUAGAAACGACGAUUCGCUUAAGGUCAAAGCUACCAUCACAGACGUUAUGGCAUGGGGUGGAUCAAAAUUUGUUCUCAAUAAUUUAAAAAUAAAUCUGGAGAAGCUAACGGGUGAAGCCACAGUGAUUGUUCCAAACCUAUUUGUGAACUGUACUUAUGAUAUAGACGGACGAAUAAUGGUAAUUCCUCUUAAAGGCAAAGGCACAUUUAAUGGCACUAUAACUAACGUUAGAGUCGACAUAAAAGGUUCUGCAGAAACUCUUAAAGACAAAAAAAACCGCGAUUAUUUCCAGCUGAAAAAUAUCCGGCUCAAAGUAAAAGUUGGAGAUGCUACUGGAAAAGUUAAGAAUUUAAGUCGAGGAGGAGAAGUCAUCACGGAAACAGCAAUGACAUUCUUCCACCAAAAUCGCCGUCUUGUAUUAGACCUCGUUUCGCCAAUUGUUGAAGAAAUUGCUGUUGAAUUUGCUAUGCAAAUUGGUAAUAACGUGUUAAAGACUAUUUUGUACGAUGAAAUCUUGCCUGUAGAGUUGUAAUGAUUUUAAAGAGUUUUAAAAAAUUGUUUUCCUUAAUGUUUCUUGGGUAUCUUUCUGUAAACUAUUAUGAUACUUUGUAAAUUAUAUUGUUAAUCUUUACUUGUUUUUAUACGUUCUUACAUAUAUUCAACUGACUAAUAUUUAUGUCAAAAACGGAUACUCAUAGCUUAUUAUUUCAUUUAUCGUAUUUUAAUUGUAUCAAAUUUUUACAACUAAUGUAAAAUAUUAUCAUCAAUAUAUUUAGAAACUAUAUUUUGUAUUUUUAGUAACACAUAUUGUUUUAUUAUAUUAAGAAUUCAUUUAGUAUAUUACUUGUUUUUAGCUUCGAUGCGAAGCUGAGAAUGUAUUAAUUUUA